Cloeon dipterum is the source of this 4363-nucleotide messenger RNA. RefSeq names its product mucin-2-like. The coding region runs from base 13 to 4275 and encodes 1420 amino acids. NCBI's taxonomy places the organism in Eukaryota, Metazoa, Arthropoda, Insecta, Ephemeroptera, Baetidae. The record is from RefSeq and is a predicted model, not a curated record. The transcript has 2 exons.
CGUUCUCUCAACAUGGGGAAGUUAUGGACAUUGCUAUUUUUACUAGCAGCGUACGAGCUGGUGCUCACAGCGAGUGUUCCAGUUGAUAAGACAACAACUGGUCCCGUGCCAAAGCCGAAUGCCGUAACAACCACAAAGAAGCCGACCACGACAACAACCAAAAAACCAACAACAACAAAGAAGCCAACCACGACAACAACAAAAAAACCAACAACAACAAAGAAACCGACUACGACAACAACCAAAAAACCAACUACAACAAAGAAACCGACUACAACAACAACCAAAAAACCAACUACAACAAAGAAACCGACUACGACAACAACCAAAAAACCAACUACAACAAAGAAACCGACCACGACAACAACCAAAAAACCAACCACGACAACAACCAAGAAACCAACAACAACCAAAAAACCAACCACGACAACAACCAAGAAACCAACAACAACCAAAAAACCAACCACGACAACAACCAAGAAACCAACAACAACCAAAAAACCAACCACGACAACAACCAAGAAACCAACCACAACAACCACUAAAAAACCCACAACCACAACCACUAAAAAACCAACAACGACAACCACCAGUAAAACAUCUACAACAAAAUCAACUACAACUACCCCAACCACUGAACCUACUACGACCACUGAACCUACUACGACCACUGAACCUACCACGACCACUGAUACUACCACAAGCACUGACACUACCACGACCACUGACACAACCACAACCACUGACACAUCCACAACCACCCAAACAACCACGACCACUGAAACUACUACAACUACCCCAACCACCACUACGACCACGCCGCCAACUACCAUGUCCACUGACACUACCACAACCACCCCAACUACCACGUCCACUGACACUUCCACAACCACCCCAACUACCACGUCCACUGACACUACCACAACCACCCCAACUACCACGACCACUGAAACUACUACCACAACACCAACAACUACUACGACGACGCCGACAAUUACCACGUCCACUGAAACUACUACAACUACCCUAACCACCACUACGACGACGCCAACAACAACCACGACCACGCCUACCACGACCACUGAAACUACUACAACUACCCCUACCACCACUACGACGACGCCGACAACUACCACGACGACGCCUACUACAAUAACUACCACAACACCAACCAUGACUACGACGACGCCGGCAACUACCACGUCCACUGAAACUACUACAACUACCCCAACCACCACUACGACGACGCCUACUACAACUACCACAACACCAACCACUACUACGACGACGCCGACAAUUACCACGACCACUGAAACUACUACAACUACUCUAACCACCACUACGACGACGCCGACAACUACCACGACGACGCCUACUACAAUAACUACCACAACACCAACCAUGACUACGACGACGCCGGCAACUACCACGUCCACUGAAACUACUACAACUACCCCAACCACCACUACGACGACGCCUACUACAACUACCACAACACCAACCACUACUACGACGACGCCGACAAUUACCACGACCACUGAAACUACUACAACUACUCUAACCACCACUACGACGACGCCGACAACUACCACGACGACGCCUACUACAAUAACUACCACAACACCAACCACUACUACGACGACACCGACAAUUACCACGACCACUGAAACUACUACAACUACUCUAACCACCACUACGACGACGCCGACAACUACCACGACGACGCCUACUACAAUAACUACCACAACACCAACCAUGACUACGACGACGCCGGCAACUACCACGUCCACUGAAACUACUACAACUACCCCAACCACUACCACGACCACGCCUACAACAACUACCACAACACCAACCACUACUACGACGACGCCGACAAUUACCACGACCACUGAAACUACUACAACUACUCUAACCACCACUACGACGACGCCGACAACUACCACGACGACGCCUACUACAACAACUAUCACACCAACCACCACUACGACCACGCCUACUACAACAACUUCCACACCAACCACAAGUACCACAACACCAACCACCACUACGACGACGCCGACAACUACCACGACCACCGAAAGUACUACAACUGCCCCAACCACCACCACGACCACGCCGACAACUACCACGACCACCGAAACUACUACAACUACCCCAACCACUACCACGACCACGCCGACAACUACCACGACCACUGAAACUACUACAACUACCCCAACUACCACGACCACUGAAACUACUACAACUACCCCAACUACCACGACCACCGAAACUACUACAACUACCCCAACUACCACCACGACCACGCCGACAACUACCACGACCACUGAAACUACUACAACUACCCCAACGACAACUACGACCACGCCGACAACUACCACGACCACCGAAUCAACUACAACUACCCCAACCACUACCACGACCACGCCGACAACUACCACGACCACCGAAAGUACUACAACUACCCCAACUACCACCACGACCACGCCGACAACUACCACGACCACUGAAACUACUACAACUACCCCAACCACUACCACGACCACGCCGACAACUACCACGACCACUGAAACUACUACAACUACCCCAACGACAACCACACCGACAACUACCACAACUACCCCAACUAGCACCACGACCACGCCGACAACUACCACGACCACUGAAACUACUACAACUACCCCAACCACCACCACGACCACGUCGCUAACUACCACGACCAUCGAAACUACUACAACUGCCCCCACUACCACGACCACUGAAACUACUACAACUAUCCCAACUACCACGACCACCGAAACUACUACAACUACCCCAACUACCACGACCACCGAAACUACUACAACUACCCCAACCACUACCACGACCACGCCGACAACUACCACGAUCACCGAAACUACUACAACUACCCCAACCACUACCACGACCACGCCGACAACUACCACGACCACUGAAACUACUACAACUACCCCCACUACCACGACCACUGAAACUACUACAACUAUCCCAACUACCACGACCACCGAAACAACUACAACUACCCCAACAACUACCACGACCACGCCGACAACUACCACGACCACUGAAACUACUACUACUACCCCAACCACUACCACGACCACGCCGACAACUACCACGACCACUGACACUACUACUACUACCCCGACUACCACGACUACUGAAACUACUACAACUACCCCAACCACUACCACGACCACGCCGACAACUACCACGACCACCGAAACUACUACAACUACCCCAACCACUACCACGACCACGCCGACAACUACCACGACCACUGACACUACUACUACUACCCCAACUACCACGACCACUGAAACUACUACAACUACCCCAACCACUACCACGACCACGCCGACAACUACCACGACCACCGAAACUACUACAACUACCCCAACCACUACCACGACCACGCCGACAACUACCACGACCACCGAAACUACUACAACUACCCCAACCACUACCACGACCACACCGACAACUACCACGACCACUGACACUACUACUACUACCCCAACUACCACGACCACCGAAACUACUACAACUACCCCAACCACUACCACGACCACGCCGACAACUACCACGACCACCGAAACUACUACAACUACCCCAACCACUACCACGACCACGCCGACAACUACCACGACCACUGACACUACUACUACUACCCCAACUACCACGACCACUGAAACUACUACAACUACCCCAACCACUACCACGACCACGCCGACAACUACCACGACCACCGAAACUACUACAACUACCCCAACCACUACCACGACCACGCCGACAACUACCACGACCACCGAAACUACUACAACUACCCCAACCACUACCACGACCACACCGACAACUACCACGACCACUGACACUACUACUACUACCCCAACUACCACGACCACCGAAACUACUACAACUACCCCAACCACUACCACGACCACGCCGACAACUACCACGACCACCGAAACUACUACAACUACCCCAACCACUACCACGACCACGCCGACAACUACCACGACCACCGAAACUACUACAACUACCCCAACCACUACCACGACCACGCCGACAACUACCACGACCACCGAAACUACUACAACUACCCCAACCACUACCACGACCACGCCGACAACUACCACGACCACCGAAACUACUACAACUACCCCAACCACUACCACGACCACGCCGACAACUACCACGACCACUGACACUACUACUACUACUACUACCCCAACUACGACCACCACAUUAUGAUCUUCUUGGUAAUGAUUUUGAUUGACAUAAUUUGGUUUAAACAUACUGUAAACAGAUUGGAUGAAUAAAAUUCGGCAAUAAAUUUUUA